CGUAUCGCAGCAGCGGGCAAAACCACUCGAUGUGGUGUCUACAUAUAUAUGUCUAUGGUGUCAAACCGCACGGGAAGCACUGAAAACACGAGUUUUCUGUCACUUUCCCCCAGUAACUAGCUCGUUAAGAGACUGUUGGAGAUGUUGGAUCCACCCCCUGUGCAUUAAGUCGCCACACAAACCAAGGAUGCCACGGAAGAAAAUAAUUAUAAUAAUUUAAAAAGGGUUCCCGGAGAUCUACUGCGGAACCUUACACCGAGUAGCACGUUUCCCCCCGGAACGCAGCAGCGCGCACACCAGCGUGCAACAUGUAAACAGAGGGGAGAACCUGCAGCCCGGCGGGAAUAACUCACUCAGCUUUGGGGCAAUAUUACAAUAUCAGUCAUGACGGACAUUUUAACGCUUGUUUUCCAGUCUUUCGUGUCAGAAACGUGUCCGCAGACGGAGCCUGCGUCCAGCGCCGCCCCCGCCUGCAGCACCCUGGUGGUGGGGGAGCAGCGGCUGAGCCGCCCCCUGCUGCUGCUGGCCGCCGUCACCGCCGCCUCCCAGCUGGGCGUCAGGGUGCUGUUCUUCACCCACACACAGAUCCAGAGCCUCCCGCCGGCCCUGCAGAGGAGUCUGCCCAACCUGGGGCUGGACGGGCUCAAGAAAAUCACAUUCCACUAUCCCCGGACGCUGGAGGAGCUGCUGCUUCAGGUGUCCAGCCUGCACGAGUCCCCCACACCUCCUUCUCUCAUCAUAGUUGACGGACUGGAGGCGUUUCUGUGCGGCUCUGCCGGCGGCAGCCACGGUGGAUUUCACUCAGGAGAGCAGUCCGGCUCCGCACACUUGUCUGCACUGCUUUGUGACACCGCUGCUUUUCUCACACAAGUCCUGGAACAACGGGGGUCGAGCUCAGGGCCUUGCCGCAUCAUCGCCUCUUUCCUGUCAGAAGUGGACACUGAGGUGGAGCACAAAAAAUCCUCUGCCGCAACACCCGUCCUCGAGGUGCUUGACCGCUACUUCCAGGUGCGCUGCACUCUGGACCAAGACAAAGACGAUCAAGCUGCAGCAGUCGCAGUGCAGGAGUUGUGGCACAUUUACCUUUCUGGAAGAGGAAUCACAGAGGCCUCUUCUGCCAGCGAGGGUGCUGAUAGCCCAGGUGUAGCUCAGGAGUGGGAGCUUCUACUUUUUCCUGAUGGUUUAAUGGAGUUUAGGUUAGUUUGAUAAAGUUAAGCAGUGGAAAAUUAGUAGCAACUGCCAAAAUUAUCGAAGAUGACCACUUAAGUUUGAGAUGCAUUUAAUGAGUUUGAAGUUUGAUAACAUACUGUAAAGAUAUGCUAAACACACAGGCUUUUGCACAAAAAUGUUUACAAGAUUGUGUUUAAUUUAAGUCAUCUCCAAAGUUUUGGCCCAAGACUAUUUUUAUGAAACCAAAGUUAUAACGGAACUCAAAAGUAUUAAAAAUACACAGUGUCUUUAAAAGAAGCAUAUUUGUAUCUCAUGUUACUCCUUUUCUUAAGUUUGAGAUGUUCUGCAUUUAAUGAGUUUGAAGUUUGAAUAACAUACUGUAAAGAUAUGCUAAACACACAGGUUUUUGCACAAAAAAUGUUUACAUGAUUGUGUUUAAUUUAAUAGUCAUCUCCAAAGUUUUGGCCCAAGACUAUUUAUAUGAAACCAAAGUAAUAACGGAACUCAAAAGUAUUAAAAAUACACAGUCUCUUAAAAGAAGCAUAUUUGUAUCUCAUGUUACUGCUUUUUUUACAUUAAUAAACACAUUUAAA
This is a messenger RNA of Cololabis saira (Pacific saury), 1763 nucleotides long. It is a transcript of the gene swsap1, whose product is annotated as SWIM-type zinc finger 7 associated protein 1. Gene Ontology annotation, molecular function: single-stranded DNA binding. The transcript is spliced from 2 exons. Gene Ontology annotation, biological process: double-strand break repair via homologous recombination. The record is from RefSeq and is a predicted model, not a curated record. The coding region runs from base 385 to 1206 and encodes 273 amino acids. NCBI's taxonomy places the organism in Eukaryota, Metazoa, Chordata, Actinopteri, Beloniformes, Belonidae. Gene Ontology annotation, cellular component: Shu complex.